CCACCGUCGAUGUCAACUAGCUGCAUUUUCGGAGCACGCAAUAGAAAUCCACGCUCGCGUAAUAAAAGCGGGGUCCGGCUGUUGACGUCCACAAGAUCGCAAGCAAAGUCGAAAAGUUAGAAAGAAUGAAGUAUAAAACAUCGUAGUGCCCGUUGCCAAGUCAUCAAUUCGUAUUCAAUCCUUCGAAGUUUCAAGAUGACCCUCAGUCAGACGCUGUUGCUCGCUUCAGCGGGUGCAGCCGCUGUCGUUGGCUCCGUCCAGAAUGUCACGAAGCCGAACUUCAUCUUUAUUAUGACAGAUGACCAGGACUUGCAUUUGAACUCAAUUGAUUAUCAGCAGUCUGUUCAGAAGCAUUUCGCGCAAGAAGGAACCUGGUUCAAGAAGCACUUCUGCACAGUUGCUUUAUGCUGUCCAUCUCGCGUGUCUUUGUUGACCGGAAAGGCUGCGCACAACACCAACGUCACGGAUGUCUCUGCUCCUUACGGUGGAUACCCAAGGUUCAUCGAGGAGGGCUUCAACGAUGACUAUCUGCCAGUCUGGCUGCAGAACGCUGGGUACAACACGUACUACACUGGUAAGAUGAUGAACGGUCACUCGCUUAGCACCUACAACAAUCCGCGCAUCAAUGGCUGGAAUGGGUCGGACUUCUUGAUCGACCCCGGCACCUACAUCUUCUACAAUGCGACCAUGUCACGGAAUCACGACCCAGCCAAGAACUACCCUGGCGAAUACUCGACGGAUCUGAUCUCAGCCGCUGCUGUCGGCUUUCUCGAUGAUGCUAUCAAGGCUUCCGACCGACCAUUCUUCCUUGGUGUGGCGCCUAUCGCCCCUCAUUCGGAAACAAUCACUGGUGGAGAUGCGAAAUUCAACGCACCCGUCCCGGCAAAGAGGCAUGAGCAUCUGUUCCCCAAUGUUACUGUCCCACGUACACCCAACUUCAACCCCAACACGACGGGUACAGCAUCAUACUUCAAAACGAUUCGUCAAUUGAACCAGACUGAGAUUGACUAUAACGACGACUGGUACCGCAAGCGCCUUCAAUCCCUGCAGUCUGUUGAUGAGCUGAUUGACUCUAUCAUCGAACGCUUGUCCGCCAACCCAACAGUACUCAACAACACGUACCUGAUCUACACGACUGACAAUGGCUACCACAUCGGCCAGCACCGUCUGCCUCCAGGAAAGAGCUGUAACAUCGAGGAAGAUGUCAACAUCCCGUUCUUUAUUCGCGGUCCCGGUGUACCAAAGGGCGCCGUACAGACCAUUCCAUCGUCACACACUGACAUUGUGCCCACGCUUUUCUCGCUCGCGGGCAUCCCGCUCAGGGAAGAUUUCGACGGCGAGCCUAUUCCCGUGACAAAAGAGCUGCUGGCCAAGAACGAAAAGAGCGAGCAUGUGAACAUCGAGUUCUGGGGCGAAUACCUCGUUGAGGGUAACACCUUCUUCGGACAGUCAUACUUCCCGAAUAACACGUACAAACAUGUCAGAGUCAUUGGUGAGGGCUACGACCUUGCCUACGCCGUGUGGUGUACGAACGAGCUCGAGCUGUACGACAUGGUGAACGACCCUUACCAACUCACCAACCUGCACAACACAAACUCCACCGUCAACUCCUGGCCCAUCGCCUCUCUCUCCUCUCGCCUUAACGGCCUGCUCCUCACGCUGAAGCGCUGCAAGGGCCGUACUUGCACUAGACCGUGGGAAAAGCUGCACCCCAAGGGAGAUGUGAAGAAUCUGAAGGACGCGAUGGACAAGAAGUUUGAUGCGUUUUAUGAAAAGCAUCAGCAGCCGGUUACGUUUUCGGAGUGUGCGUUGGGGCAGGUGUUGAGUGCGGAGGGGGCACUGGAGCCGGUGCAGUGGAGGGAGGAGUGGGACGAGUGGAGUUAUCACACUUAGAUGAGCGCAACGGUGGUGUGAGAAUACCAAUCUGCUGUAUAGAAAGGGAUCUGGUGAUCCAGAUACAGUUGUCAAUAUAAAUGCUGUCUAUGCGAUGAUCACUAGUUGUUCCAGGUACAUGGCAACCGCGGCUCCCAUCACGUCGGUACACGAAGAUUGGCAACCGUGGUCACGAUGUCUCAAGCCCCCCCGCUUCCGCAUCGGAAUUCACUGUCGGAACUGACUAAUCGCGGCCCGCACUUAGCGCCUCGCAUCCUCGCAUCCUCGCAUCGGUGAGGUAAACGGCCAAGCACGAGUCGCCGCGCCCACGACAACCGUGAACAACGCACGCGCAACCAUGUCUGGAGGCUGGAACACGAUCGA
Molecule: messenger RNA, 2256 nt
Organism: Macroventuria anomochaeta
Lineage: Eukaryota; Fungi; Ascomycota; Dothideomycetes; Pleosporales; Didymellaceae
Product: arylsulfatase precursor
Exons: 6
Coding region: 196-1893 (565 amino acids)
Biological process (GO): phenol-containing compound metabolic process
Molecular function (GO): glycosaminoglycan binding; N-acetylglucosamine-6-sulfatase activity; arylsulfatase activity
Source: RefSeq, a predicted model, not a curated record